ACAGAACACCGGAAGAACUUCCCUGAACCGGAAGUAGCAGCUCCGAGAUGGAGGUGGACAGGAUCGUCAAAAUGGAGAUGGGGGACAAUAAAGGUGGAUCAGGCCUCCGGCAGUACUACUUGUCUAAGAUAGAGGAGCUACAGUUGACAGUGAACGAGAAGAGCCAGAAUCUUAGACGUCUUCAGGCACAGAGAAAUGAGCUCAAUGCCAAAGUUCGUCUCCUGCGUGAGGAGUUGCAGUUGCUGCAGGAACAGGGAUCAUAUGUUGGAGAGGUUGUCAGGGUUAUGGAUAAAAAGAAAGUGCUGGUUAAGGUGCAUCCUGAAGGAAAAUUUGUUGUGGAUGUGGACAAGAACAUCGACAUAAAUGAUGUGACUCCAAAUUGCCGUGUGGCUCUGCGUAACGACAGCUACACCCUGCACAAGAUCCUGCCCAACAAGGUGGACCCUCUGGUUUCCCUGAUGAUGGUGGAGAAGGUUCCAGACUCCACCUAUGAAAUGAUUGGCGGCCUGGACAAGCAGAUCAAGGAGAUCAAAGAAGUGAUUGAGCUGCCCGUCAAGCACCCAGAGCUGUUUGAGGCUUUAGGAAUCGCACAGCCAAAGGGUGUGCUGUUGUACGGUCCUCCGGGGACAGGGAAGACCCUGCUGGCCAGAGCAGUUGCCCACCACACUGACUGUACUUUCAUCAGGGUGUCUGGCUCUGAACUGGUCCAGAAAUUCAUUGGAGAGGGGGCUCGCAUGGUGCGUGAGCUGUUCGUCAUGGCCAGAGAACACGCUCCCUCCAUCAUCUUCAUGGAUGAGAUCGACUCAAUCGGCUCAUCUCGCCUGGAGGGCGGCUCGGGUGGGGACAGCGAGGUGCAGAGAACAAUGUUGGAGCUGCUCAAUCAGCUGGAUGGCUUUGAGGCAACAAAGAACAUCAAGGUCAUUAUGGCCACCAACCGUAUUGAUAUUCUGGACUCGGCUCUUCUCAGGCCAGGAAGAAUUGACAGGAAGAUUGAGUUUCCCCCUCCCAAUGAAGAGGCCCGCUUGGACAUCCUGAAGAUCCACUCCAGGAAGAUGAACCUGACCCGUGGGAUCAACCUGAGGAAGAUCGCAGAGCUGAUGCCGGGAGCUUCUGGUGCUGAGGUUAAGGGAGUUUGUACAGAGGCUGGUAUGUAUGCUCUGAGAGAGAGAAGAGUUCACGUCACCCAGGAGGACUUCGAGAUGGCAGUGGCAAAGGUGAUGCAGAAAGAUAGCGAGAAGAACAUGUCUAUCAAGAAGCUGUGGAAAUAAAAUGUCUUGUGUAUUCUUCACACAAUACAACCGCAUAUGUAUAUUUUCCUUUGUUUGUUUAUGGUUUGUAAGUGUUACACAACUAAAGUCCUUAAUUAAAUGGUUUCCUCCA
This is a messenger RNA of Cololabis saira (Pacific saury), 1380 nucleotides long. RefSeq names its product proteasome 26S subunit, ATPase 5 (gene psmc5). Lineage: Eukaryota; Metazoa; Chordata; Actinopteri; Beloniformes; Belonidae. Gene Ontology annotation, cellular component: proteasome regulatory particle, base subcomplex. Gene Ontology annotation, molecular function: ATP binding; ATP hydrolysis activity; proteasome-activating activity. The transcript is spliced from 12 exons. Gene Ontology annotation, biological process: proteasome-mediated ubiquitin-dependent protein catabolic process. The record is from RefSeq and is a predicted model, not a curated record. Bases 48 to 1268 code for a protein of 406 amino acids.